CCGUCCCAGAACACAUCCGGUCACCUUAUUGGCUGCUAAUAACGGUUAUUAAUCAGUUAUUGAUCACUGACUGUUUUCAGAUCGCAGUUUGUUUUCUUCCUGUGACGCGCUGGAGUGACGUUACUCAAUAGGCACGGGUCAUGAGUUGGUGACGUGGGUUUGGAAAGGAAAGCAUUUGAAUCCUAAUAAUUAAACCCUGAAUGAAUGUAACUGUUAUCAUGUCACCAAUACGUUAUAUUUUCUGGAUUCGACUCAAUGAAACAAACCCGGUUCGACUUCUUUUGACCCAGAAAUAACCCUGCUCCUCCCCCCAGACUGUGUUGAACGGUACCACCCGGCGCCGCCUGAUGACGUUUCUCGUUCGGCGGGUUAUUUUCGAUGCAGUGGCGCUUUUGAUGUAAACAAACACACAGUCGGACGGACGGAGGUCAGCAGCGGGAUGAACUGCGACCAACUAUUGCUCCACCCGCGGGUCAGCGCUGCCCUAAAGAGAGUUCAGCUAAAGUCUGUGCAGGAUGUGGUCUGUGCUUCUGCUCCAGACCUGCAGAGACUCACCGGUUUGUCCAACUCUGAUGUCCAGCAGCUGAUCACUGCUGCCGCUGCCGUCUGCAGAAGGCACCCUCCAAUCACAGCACAGCAGCUGCAGCACGGCGUGUCUGGCGCCCAGCUCAGGCUCGGCUGUCCAGUUCUGGACCGCCUUUUGAGGGGCGGUUUGCCUGUGGGGGGCAUCACUGAGCUGGCUGGAGAGAGUGGCACCGGCAAGACUCAGGUGGGCCUGCAGCUCAGCCUCUCGGUGCAGUACCCAGCAGAGCACGGAGGGCUGGGAGCAGGUGCGUUGUAUGUCUGCACUGAGGACUCAUUUCCCAUUAAGCGUCUGCACCAGCUGAUUGGCGAGCAAGUCUGUCUGCGUUCUGACGUUCCUGCGGACCUUGUAAGCAGUCUUUGCUUCAGCGACCACGUUUACAUUGAGCAUGCCGCGGACCUGGAUUCCCUCCUGGUGUGCCUAACACGCCGCGCCCGCCUCCUACUGACACGCGGUCUGGUGCGCCUAAUCGUGGUCGACUCAGUGGCAGCGCUGUUCAGGACCGAGUUCCAGGCCGAUGAUUGGCUAGAGAGGAACAGACAGCUACUCACCUUCUCCUCCAUGCUGCAUCACCUGAGUCAGGAGUUCAGCACACCUGUGCUCUGCAUCAACCAGGUAACAGAUGUUUUCAGCCAAUCACACAACAGUAUGGGGCCUUCGCUGUCCACCGUGUCUCCUGCUCUUGGGUUGGCGUGGGCCAAUCAGGUGAUGGUUCGGCUGAUGAUGAGCCGUCUCCAAGGAACGGUCGUCCGUGGUGACCAGAGCAGUGCUCUCCGUAGGUUGGAGGUGGUGUUUGCGCCUCACCUGGCACGUGACGGACAAAACGCUGCCGUGUGGAGAGAGGGGCUCAGAGGAGUUGAGAGCUGGGCUUCAAAUAGAAAAUAAACUUUAUUAAACAGCAUCAGUAGCAUCAGAUUAUUAAAGAGUGAUCACACUGUUUCCUGACUAUUCUGAAGGUUGUGGACACUGAUGCAUUGACUGGGGGUCAGACAGGUGUGUUAGUGGCCUCAUAUCUCUUUGAUCUGGACAGAAUGAGCUGGGAGGUCCAGACUGAUACAUGAUCCUGAUUUUGCUGUGCAGGUGGACUCUAGUCUGUUCAGGAGCCUAUAUUCGGUUCUGGUUGACCCGCUCAAGUGGAUUCACAUUAUUUUAAGACUGAACCUUUUUUUUGAUCAAGGUCUUUUUAUUGAACAAAGAAUUGCUUCCAACAACAAUUACGGCAAUAUUAAGAAACAGUCGUGCCCC
Molecule: messenger RNA, 1828 nt
Organism: Neolamprologus brichardi
Lineage: Eukaryota; Metazoa; Chordata; Actinopteri; Cichliformes; Cichlidae
Gene: xrcc3
Product: X-ray repair complementing 3
Biological process (GO): t-circle formation; telomere maintenance via recombination; double-strand break repair via synthesis-dependent strand annealing
Cellular component (GO): Rad51C-XRCC3 complex; replication fork
Molecular function (GO): ATP-dependent DNA damage sensor activity; ATP binding; four-way junction DNA binding
Source: RefSeq, a predicted model, not a curated record